ACGGACAACUACAUACCAUAUGGUAUAAAAGAACCUUGCAGUCCCAAGGUUGGAACAUAACAGGUACUGAUCGACGGUUCUAGAAGGGUUAGAUGCGUGGCAACAAUGCUCCAGCCAAGAGUUAUCAUAUUUCUUGCAGCCAUUUUAAUAACCGAGGUCUGUUCUGUCACAGAUUUUGAGAAUAAGGUUGAUGGAAUAUUAAAAAAGGUGUUUGCACAUCGUCCCCUGACUCCUGGGAUAUCGAUAGGGGUGAUCAAGGAUGGAAAAAUCCUCAUGGCCAAUGGAUACGGGGUGGCCGAUAUUGUCACCAGAAGACCAGUAACCAAUGAAACUUUGUUCGAGAUCGCCUCAAUGUCCAAAGCGUUCGGCGCAACUCUCUUGAUGAAGCAGAUCGGUCGAAGUGGGAACUUAUCCAUUCAUUCAAAAGUCAAGGAGUUACUUGGACCAACAUUCAGUUUUGCUGACGCAGAAAGGAAUCAGCUAGCAGAAGUCAACGACAUAUUGUCCCAACAACUGGGGAUACCUGGCCACAUCUACAUGAAACUUGACCUUAAUCUGACGAGAACCAAUCUGCUGACGAGGUUUAAAUAUCUAAAUGGAUCCAAACGUCUGCGAGAGAGUUUCCUUUAUAGUGGUAUGAACUACGGCCUCGCUAUGAUUAUCUCCGAGAAACUGGGAGGUAAAACAUGGGAAGAAUUAAUCAAACAGGAAAUAUUUGACCCUCUUGGUAUGACGUCAUCAACCGUCAUGUCCAUCAUUCCUGAUUUGAGCAAUGCAGCGAGGGGAUACGUUUACACGCCAAACUAUACGCUGAUCCCCGUCGAGUUCUCUUUAUCCCGACAAUGGGCAAUACUAGCCUCGGCCAGUGGUAUUGCCAGCAAUGCAGUGGAUAUGACCAAGUGGAUGAACUUCCACCUGAGCGGCGGACGGAACGCGAUGAACGUGAGUGUGAUGAGCCCCACCCUUGUGGACAUGCUGCACGCCCCCCGGGUCAAGCUUCCCCACAGCUCCACCUCUUGGCAGCCAGGAACGACUGACAGAAUGAUGGAGGACACGUACGCCUACGGAUGGAAAAACGGCCAUUAUCGAGGUUAUAAGCUAAUGAACCACGGAGGGACCUCCUGGGGCUACUCCUCCUUUAUCAGCCUGUACCCUGACCAGAACAUGGGUAUCUUCACCGCCCUGACCGGCAGGGAUCGAUACUACAUGUUCCAGACGGCCCUCCAUAACUUCUUGUUUGACCACGCCAACAACAUCACAUCCUGGUUCAACGAGUCCGUCCUCUAUACCUACCCCGACCCCUGGUACAAGAGGGAGACGUACCUCGGAGCCCAUGACGUAGAUAAAAGCAUUGCGCCAUCACGCUCGCUUUCGGAAUACACAGGGACGUACAUCAACCCGGCUUACGGGGAUCUGUUCGUGUUCAUGAAUGACAUGAACAACUUGGAGAUGACGUAUGGUAUGGGGUCCUGGAACCUGUAUCCCCGUCACGAGAGGGACCAGUUUUCUGGGGCCUCCUCUGGGGAUAUCUACCGAGUAAUCGAACUGAAUAGGAUCGAGUUUAUAACCGACCACAGAGGAACGAUAACUUCUGUUAAACAGCACAGCUUUGAUUGGGACGACCCGCCUGUGUUUGUGAAGACUUCUUAAUUUUUUGUUUAUGACCAUUAGCCUUUUUUUUUUAUAUGUACAUGUACAAAAAAAUUGAAUAACAUUUUUGUAUUUUGUUGUCGUUUCCCUCAUUGUGUAGUUUAUCAUACUAGUAUUAAUCUGGCAUUCAGAAGUUGGAGUUCUAAUUUAGUGAAUAGCGAAAAGCGAAUACAACUCCAACUUUUGAAUGCCUAAUUUCGAUUUAAGAGCAACAUUUUUAAAUAAUCUUAAAUAAUUGUUACGAAGAACUACCUUUUUCAACGUGCUUUACGCAUUCUGACUAGACUAAUUCUCGCUUUGUUUUUUGAAAUUAAUAAUAACUUUACUCUCGAGUUACUCGCAUCGUGUGAAGUUUUCGAGUUAUUCCGCCUUGCAUGUCAAGUCUGUAAGUGAAAUGAAAUGUGACCUCAUGGUUCACUUCUCAAAAGGUGCCAUCUUAGAUUUUCAAAUGCAAACGUCAAGGUUGGGUUCCUUUUAUUUGAGAUUGCUCAGAUCAUAUGGAUUUGAAGGCAAUUUAUAUAGUAAAGUGUUGUACGCAAAUUUAUUAAGUCAUGAGAUACACGUAAGCAGCAUGCAUUUGCAUGGUGCAUUUGACAUGUCUGUGAGUCCAAGUUGCUCCGUUUAUAUAUUGUAGUUGAUAAGUAAUGAAGUGCUAUGAUAUGUUAGAAAAUGAUAUAUUUAAUCUUUUUUUUUUUUUACUUUUAAGAUUUUUUUUAUCUUGAAUAUUGUUAUUCACAUUCUAUAUCAACAGAUAUUUAAUAAAGAAUAUCAACAUUACAAAAAUCA
Messenger RNA from Magallana angulata, 2436 nucleotides. Its product is annotated as gigasin-6-like. Lineage: Eukaryota; Metazoa; Mollusca; Bivalvia; Ostreida; Ostreidae. The record is from RefSeq and is a predicted model, not a curated record. The transcript has 6 exons. Bases 106 to 1650 code for a protein of 514 amino acids.